AUGAUGAGUUUGAACUCCAUAAGAGCCAUGUUUGGAAGGUGGGCUAUAGCUGUGGAGAUGGACUCUCAGGGACAUUUGUUGCGUUCUCUUCAGGACCCAAAAGGCCCGGAGGUACCAGAAAAGGACAAAAAGAUAAUGGCUUCAUCCUGCCGCCUCCCUACGCUGCUCAUUGCUUGUGUGAUGUCUUCAUGCUCGCCGUCUGCCGUACCGCCGACAGGUGUCGUAAAAAACUCUCACAAAAACCGGAGAUUGUCUCUGCUAAAACUAAGCCAUCUGCUGCUAUUUUGACAGGUCAGUGUGGUCUGACAUUUCCGGUGAGCUCUCCGGUGACGUCACACAGGAUUGUGGGUGGACAGCUGGCUCAGAGGGGGGAGUUCCCCUGGCAGGUGUCACUCCGCUCCUACACAGCCCACAAACAACACACCUGUGGUGGGAUAUUGGUAGCCCCGGACUGGAUCCUCACAGCCGCCCACUGCUUCCAGGACAACCGUAACCCGUUCGCCUGGUCGGCCAUUGUGGGAGAGUACGACCGACUGGCCACCGACGGGCUGGAGCGUGUGCUCAAAGUGGAGACCCUCUACGUACACAGUGGCUUCUCUCAGAACGCCGGGAACGAUAUCGCCAUGCUUAAAGUUACACCACCCAUCAGGAACUACUACUCUCCGGGCGGAAGCUACAGCGCUCGUUACCUGCACAAGGUCAAUCUGCCCAUCCUGUCACGGGACACGUGUGACUUCCUGCUUGACCGACCUCUGACCUCUGGUGAACUUUGCGCCGGAUACAGACAGGGAGGUCAGGACGCAUGCCAGGGUGACUCAGGAGGUCCUCUGGUGUGUGAAGUGGGCGGGGUUUGGGCGGCAGUGGGCGUGGUCUCCUGGGGCUAUGGGUGUGGUCACGCCUACCUGCCUGGUGUCUACACAGACGUCAGCGCCUACAGAGACUGGAUCGACAGAGUUAUUUCCUACGGUGCCAGCAGUGGCAAGAGAGACGCGGCAGACAGCGGCUAUUACGUCAUUUGAGUCAGACGCAUAGAUGUCGCAAAAGAGCCAAAGAUCUUGA
Messenger RNA from Aplysia californica (California sea hare), 1059 nucleotides. RefSeq names its product transmembrane protease serine 9. Gene Ontology annotation, molecular function: serine-type endopeptidase activity. Gene Ontology annotation, biological process: proteolysis. The transcript has 9 exons. The record is from RefSeq and is a predicted model, not a curated record. Lineage: Eukaryota; Metazoa; Mollusca; Gastropoda; Aplysiida; Aplysiidae. The annotation marks the transcript as partial.